Pogonomyrmex barbatus (red harvester ant) is the source of this 10006-nucleotide messenger RNA. RefSeq names its product PHD finger protein enhancer of yellow 3 (gene e(y)3). The record is from RefSeq and is a predicted model, not a curated record. Lineage: Eukaryota; Metazoa; Arthropoda; Insecta; Hymenoptera; Formicidae.
UGUAGAUAAUUUAUGCAUUGUAUUGUCGCGUGCUAUAUGCAUGUGCCAUUAAUCACUAGGGAAUUUUCGCCAGCGUCGUGUUUCGGUAUAGGUUGGCGUCGGUAUUUAGUAAAUGUUUUACGAUUUGGCAAAAUAUAUUUUCAAAACCGUAAAGCAUACAUGUUCGCGUAUCGAUCUCACCUAUCCGAAAGUCAGGUUGGCGAACGGGCGGCACGAAAUCUCACACCGAAUUAUAAUUUGCUCGUGCGACACGUGUAAUUCAUCAGGACCGAUUCACGGACAAGUGUGGACGGAUAUUGGUUAUGUUCGCUGCUCGGGUGAAAACAAAUUCGGGAGCGAUGUAGCGCGAUUGGACAUGCCCGGUUUAUAAACGGAAAAUUUAUUCUCACACCCGACUGGAACGAAAAGCUCGCAUAAAUGUACGGCAGCAGCGGCAGGUGCAACAACGUCCCCUGCACGGAACGUCGAAACAAUGUCCGAAGGUUCUAAGAUGGGCCUAUUCGGCUCCAAGGACCGGAAUCAGGAACAGAAAGAGAAAUCUUCCAAAGAUAAUUCUCCAGCCCGUUAUGCGCCGUAUGGCAUUGACAGUGAUACCGAAACCUAUGACACCGAGGCACUGAGCAUGAUGGAUAUCAACGAUAUCAUCGGCGUGCAGUCCGGCGAGCAGAUUGGUGACUCAACUCUGGAAAGCGAGAUUGCCGCUCUCUCGCAGAUAAUUACAGAAUCGAAGGUGGAGCCGAUUUUACAGUCGGAGGAGUCCAAGACAGAAACACAACAGGAUUCUUCCGAGACGAAGAAUCCUACUUCUAGUAUUAUCUGCAUUGAUGACAUCGACAUUCCUAAUGCUAACGAAUCUAAUAUUGUAUCUGAAAAGUGUAUUAGUAGCAUCCAUGAAACACAGAAAGAGACAUUGAAUCUUGCCAGUAAAAGUAUAACACAAACAGAAUCAUCAUUUAUCACAGACAAAAGUGUUUUUGGGAGUACAGAAAUAGACUGUAUAAUUAAACGCGAUGAAGCUUCCGACAUAAAUACUAAUAAGAUAGUUAGUGAUGCAUCCACAAUUUAUACAUCAGAAUCGUCUUCCAAUGACAAGUCACUCAUUGAGAUUAAUUCAUCAACUGCUGUAUCAAGCUGUACUUCGCGAGAAACUGCCCAGAAUGAGCAACAAGCAGAUAUUAUUUCCUUGGUAGAUCAUGAGAAAAGCAUGACCGAAAAGAUGAAGGAUGAAUCUGUUGAUAAAACAGAUAAUCAAAAUAAAACCAAAACCAAUACAAGACCUAUGGUGGCAGUUGGUGGAAUUAGCAAGAGUUUGCAAUUGAUAGGAGAAGCAUAUAAUUCUGAGGAUUCAGAAGAAACAGAUGUGAAUGAUAGCGACUUGCCAAAAGAAACUUCAUCACUUCGUAUGUCUACAGAAACUUUAUUGCCAGAUAUUUCUAUAAAACAACAUAAGGAAGAUAAUUCUGAAAUGACUGAUGUGUUAAAACAAAAUACCAGGAAUUUUUCAAUGUUAAAAGACAAUACAAGUAUUUCAGAAGAAUCAAAUAUGAAGAUAGAAAAUUUCACUGAUAGCAAAAGAAAAGAACCAAAUGUAAGAGUUAAAGAGCCAGAAGAUACUAAUCAAAGUGAAACAUUACAACAAGUUUUAGAAACACAAGGUAAUAACUUUGAUUUUACAACAAAUAAAGUAGAAAAAUGUGUUAAUAAUGAGAAAUCAAAUUGCGCGCAUAAACAAAAUGAAAGUAACACAGGAAUAGAGAUGGAUUUAACUGAAGGCACAACAUUAGAUACUUUUAGUACAUUUAAUGUAUCAUCAAUGGAAAUAACGAAAAAUAUAGAAGAAAGUGAGGAAAUUAAAAAUAUUGAAUUAUCAAGUGUAUCAAUACUUAUUCCUGAAAUAGAGAAGCAAGAUGAUGCUACAAUUUCUAGUGAAAAACAAUUACCAGAUACAGGAAAAGUAAAUGAUACAAAAGAACUUGCAAAAGAUGUACUCGAACGCGAAGAUAAAAAUAUUGUUUCAGAAUCUACAAAUAAAUCUCAAGGAACAGUCAUAUCUGAUAAAAAAUUAAGUACAACAGAAGUAACAAAUAAAAAUGAUGAUACUCAGAAAGCAGACAUCAUUAUUGAAAGUUCUCAGAUAAUACACAAAGAUGUUUCAGUAACGGAUAAAAUCAAUGAUGAUCUUCAAGAAACAUCUGUUAUAAAAAUGGAUCUUGCAACAAUUGCUGCUACUUCUGAUAAUCAAGAUAAUAUGGAUGCCAACAAUGUUAAGGAAACAUCUGUGUCAAUGGAUAAAAAUUUGAUUUCAACUGCAGAUACAACUAAUGAAGAGUUAAUUUUAAAUGAAGAUACAUCAAUGAAUUAUUCAGAUAUUGAAGACAAAAAUGUAACAGCCAAUAUAAAAUUUAUAAGUAGUCAUUCGUCAAAUGAAGAAAACUCAGAUAUUUGUUCAACAAAUUUAAUAACACAAAGUGAUAUAUAUGUAAUACCUACUGAUGUUGAUAAUUCUGAGGAAACAGAUGCUCAUAAACAAGAAAAUAUCGUUGAGCAAGCAGUUGAAACGUUAAUUCCAGUCGAUAAAUCUAUUAAACAACUUUCAUGUAUAUCAGAAAAAUCUGAAAUCCAUGAUAUUACAUCUAAUAAACUUGAAAAUUUACAUUCUGCUUCAAUAUUACAUGAAAACUUAAAUGACACAGUUGAAAAUGUAAACAAGCUUGAAAUCGAAGAAACAAAAAAUGUAAAAGUACCAGAAACAGUGGAAUCGUCUGUCGAUAAAGAUCAAAAUGUAACUUUAUCAAUGGAAAAUAAACCAGAGGAAAUACUUAAUAAAUCCGAAUUAUGCGCUCAGAAUGAUCAAGCUGAUUUAAAUAUUACACAGGUGGAAAGUAAAUUAAUUUUAGAAAAUGUUACUUCUGAUGUAUUAUCAAAAAAUGAUGUAAAUCCAUCAACUGAAAAUUUAAUUGUUCCAGAAGAUAACGCAAAUUACAUGUGUGAUACAACACAAGAAGAAGAUAAAAUCGAAGAAAAUCUUAUUGCUGAAAUACCAUUGAAUAAGACGAAAUUGAAAGAAAAUGAAACCUUUAUGCCAAAUUUAGACGAAGAAAAAGUUGAAGAAACUGAAAAAGAUACUGACAAAGAAGAUAAAAAUCAUGAAAAGAAUUCGGUUUUAGAAUCAGUAAUUCCACAACUAGAAACUCCAACAAAUUUAAAAGAUAUCAAUUUACAGGAUGAUGGAGAGACUGAUAUGUGCAAUAAAACCAUAAAAACAUCUAAAAAAGAAUCAAUUGAUAUUAAUGUAACACCGAUAAUUGAGGAAAAUAAUAUGGAAACAUUGGUAGAAUCUACUAAUGCUAAAUUAAAAGACAUACACUCAAACAUCAUGAAUAUCAUCGAUAUUUCUUUGUUACAAGAAAGCUCGAGCGAAAAAACAGAUACCAAAGAAUUGAUGGAAAAAUUGCCUCAAGAUUCAGAAAAUAUAGAUGCUUCAGCUACUGCUCAAACUGUAGAUACUUUAGAAGGAUUUUUAGAUAUGUCUCUUAUGCCGGACAACGAAAAUUCCUCAUUAAAGAAUGUGAAAACUGAAGACAAAGAUUCUAUGGAAGAAAUAAUAAGUAAAAAUAUUGAUAUGGAUCUUUUAUUAGAUCAAGCGAAUCAAGGCGAAGCAGCCAUGACGCAAAAUUCGGACUACAUAACAAAUGUGAUUAGUUGUUUGACAAACAAAGAUAAUGAAGUGAGCGAAACUGAUAUCAACACACCGAGUAACGAUAAAACUACCGAAAAUGAGGAUAGUAGCUCAUUAAAAAUUAACGAAGAUAUUAGUACGAUAAAUGAGACAGCGGAUAACAAAAAGAUAGAAGAAUCUCUUGGAACAGAUAACAACUUGCAGCCGAACGAUCUGGAUAUGGACUUCGAGAAUAACAGAUUGGAAUCGGUCGACUUGGAGGAAAACGAAACGAAAUUGGAACUGCCGCAGGAUAUUCUACUGGAGAAUGUAAGUGAGAAUCUUUCCCGACAUACAGAUACCCCAACCGUCAUCGAGAAUUCGCAGUCGAGCUCGGAAAUCUCCGAAUUGGAAUCUGCGGUAAAGUUCUUGCAGGAGUCCGAAGAACAAACGAUAGACUCGUUGGUGCUCUCGCCCAAAAUGAUGGAAAGCGUCGUUGAAGACAUAACGAAACAGGCCAACGCAGAACUUUUCGUGCCCGAUGAGAUAGACAAUUAUGCGAAUGCCGAAUCUGAAUUGGCAGAUCUGAGAGACGUCGCCACCGCGUCCAUCUCUAUCUCGGAAGCCGAGAUCAUCUCGGAAGCCGCGAAGCUGGAGAAUGAACGGAAAUUUGCGACGCAGAUGCAAAAUGUUCCGAAUAUUGUCGUGAAGGACACCGAGGAGAUAAACGAAGAGAUCAAAUUAAAUGAAGAGGCUCGCACGUGUUCCAAGACUUUGUCUGAUACGGCUUCUGUUGCAGAUAGCUCCUUGGACACGCAACCAGUGGAAGAAUCACUCAAAGACAAGGAAACCACUUCCGACAUUAAGUCGAGUGAAGGUAUCCUCAAGGCGUGUGAAUUAAUACCGAGAGUGUCAAUACUGGAGGAACGAUUGAAGGAACCGCCAAAAAUCGAGAUACCAAUUCCGGAUUCGGCUAAGGUGUUAGAAACUUCCAUUAGCCCGAAUGAUAGUCUUCUCAUACCAAAGGACGCGAGAGCUAUUGCAUAUUCGAAAAUGUUAGAAUCACCAAAAUUGACCGAUAAGACUGAAUGUAAAGGCAUCGACACACCACGCAAGGAUUCCGAGAAGCACUCAGAUGUAGAAAACGUUGGUUCGCCGAGGAUAAUCCUGAAGAUCGCUAAAUCUGCGAUCACGGACUGUAGCGAGCCUCGGUCGCCGAAGAGUCCAAAGAUCCGAUCGGCUACGAAUUCGCCAAAUCCGGAAGAUAGUCCGGGUCAAAAGUUGGGUAAGAUUAAAUUGAAAUUGUCGAAGGGAGGUCAUCCUUCUAUAAUAUCCAACGAGAAUACGGAGGAAGUCAAUCAGUGGCACACUACUGAAAGUACAUCAUCUUUGUCUCCUAUCGGCAUGAAAAUUAAAUUAUCCAAAUCUGGUGACGCUUUAAUCGUAAGUACGGAGAAACACGAAACGACUUCGGACGACUCGAAGGAGACGAAAUACAAAAUUGAAGAACCAAAAAGAACGGAUUCUCCCAUCGGUAUGAAAUUAAAGGUAUCCAAAUCUGGAGACGUCUCGAUCAUUUCUGAUUCUAGGCAACAGGAUACCAAAGAAACUUUUGCGAAACACAAAGAGAAAAUAGAGAUGCCACAAGGAAGCCCGAAGAGAACAGAGUCGCCGAUCGGAAUGAAGAUCAAGCUUUCUAAGACUGGCGAUGCUUCUAUAAUUCAAACCGACAAGCAAGAAUCUUCAGAAGAGCACAAAGAAGUUACGCAAAAACGGACCGAUUCUCCGAUUGGCGUGAAAAUUAAACUGUCGAAAACGGGCGAUGCUUCUAUCAUAUCUCCAGAUACUCCUGAGGACUCAUCUACAAAGGUAAAAGAAAAGCAGGAUUUUUCAGAACUACCGAAAAGAACCGAGUCUCCGAUUGGGAUGAAGAUAAAACUAUCCAAAUGCAAAGGUGGUGCAUCUAUUAUUUCCGUAGAUAACACUGAAGAUGCAAAAGAAAAACUAGAAGUGCCCGAUCCACCUAAACGCACUGACUCGCCACUCGGUAUGAAGAUAAAGUUAUCUAAAACCGGAGACGCAUCUAUCAUACACUCGGAAGUUACAGAAGAUGUUAAGGAAAUAAAAUAUAAAGACAAAUCCGAAAUAGGACAAGAUACAGUGAAAAUGUCGGAGUCUUCCGGAAUUAAGAUGAAGGUGUUGGCAUCGUCGGUAUCGCCGGAAGUUUCUGAGGAGCAGGAUAUUCCUCAAGAUUCUGAAUCGUCUACAGGUGGCAUUCCGAAGAUCAAGGUAUCCAUAUCUGGGGAUACGUCGAUAAUCUCUAAUAAAAUGGAGCCAACAGAAGAUUCGAGAUUACGAGAAGGGCAGGAAGUACCUAAGAGAACGGAAUCUCCGCUUGGUAUGAAAAUCAAGCUGUCCAAGAGCGGCGACGCUUCUAUCGUACAGAAUGAAGCUGCCGUUGAGGAGCAUCAAAGUAAGAUAACGCGCGUACCUGAUGCGGAAUAUUCGAAAAGUGGCGACUCGUCUCUUGGAAUGAAGAUCAAAUUGUUCAAGACAGGUGACGCUUCGGUGAUAGAUACACAAUCGUCCGGUUCUUCCGAGAAGAAGGACAAGCAGCAGAGGCGCAGAGAUGCCGCCGACUCGCCGCUGGAGAUGAAGAUCAAGUUGUCCAAGACCGGUCAUCCCACUAUCGUGGCUUGUGAUAGUCACGGCGAGUCCUCUACGCAUAAAAAUAAAGAUCCAGCAAAUCUAGAUCCCGCGAUGAAUUUUUCUCACAGAUAUACGGAGCACGUUACAGUGCCUAAGGAACCUACGUUAAAGAUUCUCAAGACUAGCAGUCAUCAUUCAUCCAUUUUGCAAAGCAAUCGAUCUGAGUUGACAAUCGAACCUGUGCAGGCAGUACAAAGCAGAAAACAGCCAGAGGAAAACACCCAACAGCAAAUAGAUAUAUCGCCCAAACGUAAAGAUGUAACAAUUUCGCCAAUUGAGAGCAAAAAAUCCAAAUUGGAAGCACAACUCUCCCAGAUUCUGCCAGAAGUCACUAUCCAACCGGUGAUGUGUCGUGAUCAGAAACAGCUAUUGUUUGAUCCGAAGACGAGUCUGAUUAGUCGACAGCAGAUGAAUGUGAUCAAUCAGGAAAUUAGUAUCACGCAAGUACGGCCGAUGUUAGACAAUGCGUCUGACAAAUUCAAGGAUAUCUUGUGCAAAAAUUCGCCGGGCGGAUCAUCGGAUUGUGAAAUUAUUGAGCAUCGUCCAGAGCUGAUAAUCGUCAAUGAGAAUUCAAAUUCCAGUCAGGACGUCGUUAUCAUAGAAGAGGUAAUGCCUAAUAAAAUGACCGAUAUUAAGGUGCCAAAGAAGAGAGGUAGACCACGAAGAAAUCCCGCAACGGUACAGCAACAGCAUAUUCAACAGCAAUCAUCCUCACAAAUGCUAAUACCCAGAGAUCCUUUGGCUUUGGAUGAAGUGCAACAAAUUUCUCCACAAAAAUUUGAGCAUAGAGAAAACGAAAGACCUAAGAGAACCUGCAGGAAUCAAAAGAGUUACGCUCCGCCCAAAAGAGGCAGAGGAAGAGGUCGUGGUAAACGGAAACUGGAUAAUGUGGAGCCUCAAAUUGGAAAAAAGACUCGUAUAGAUCAAGAUUUGUCCGCUAUAGAAACAUCAACAAUGGCGGUAAUUACUAUCGAUGAAACACCAAUACAACAAGAGACACUUCGAAAAUCAUCAGAACUAUAUAAAGCAUUGAAACAACCGCCCAUAGAUCGUAAGAACACCGCGUUAAAUCGCAAGGAAGCGGGUAAGAAAGAUUCUAAAGUUCCGAACUCUGAGAUUACGAUACAACUGGAACCCGCCAGAAUAUCGUGCGUUCAAGAAGAUCCGAUGAAAGCAUCUACAAGUCAGAGCCCAUUGAUGUCAAAAGCUGGCGAACACAAGAAACCAACCUUAGAAAUCGUUUCCGAGAGGAUACAGAAAUCGUCGGCGAAGCAACACUCUGAGAAUAAAAAUAAAAUGGAUGGAAUUAAGGAGAUACCUAUUCCUCCCGGGCAUUCGAAUUGGCUGACACCAACAUCGAAGAAGCAAGAUUCAACAGCCAUCAGAGGUGAAACAGUGUCAACAGUACAAGUAAUUGAUGAGGAAACAAGAAUGAGCGCCGAAUCCGGCUCAAGGUCUCAAACACCGGCUAGGAACAUACCAGCACCAACUUCAGAGACAACAAUAAAUGAAGAAUCGCAAGGUAGUGUUCUAAGUACUGCUACGACAGAAUCAGAAAAAGUUAAAGUAAAGAAUCGAAGGAUGGAGAUUAAUUUUGAUCCUGAUGAAGGCCCUUUCACUGUUGAUAAAAUAGCAGAAUAUGAAUGGCCAUUGGAUCGAAAAGGCGAAACUUUUAUGAUACAAGAACAGAUAUCACAAUAUCUUGGUGUAAAGUCUUUUAAACGUAAAUAUCCUGAUCUCAAACGCAGAGUAGUUGAUAUGGAAGAAAGAAAUUAUUUGAGGGAGAAUGGAUUAGUCAGUGAAGCAAUGUGCGAUAUGGGACUAACUGCAAUAUGUAGUUCAGAAGUAUUAGAUGUAAUGUGCAGUGAUUUCCCCGAUCAGUAUGAAGAAUAUCGUAAGCACAUGCGCGAAAAACAAGUCAAGGAACAUUCCAAAAAACAGAAAGAGUUAACAGCAGCAGCAAAUGCUGAGAGAAAUAGGAUAGACCUUGCGGAAAUGGCGAUGCAAUCUGCAUUCACGUGGAACGCUAACUUAAAUAAAGCUCGCAAGGAGCAACGCAAAUAUUGCUUAGAUUUACAAACUUUUACGAUUCAUCAACCACAAAAGCAACACAAAUCCGAUUCGGAGCAUAAAGUAGGUCAUUAUCCUGUGGCUCUAAUACCGGGGCAAUAUACUGAUUAUUAUCGGGAGUAUACACCAGCAGAAUUGAGAUAUUAUCCAUUGAAUACAGUCUUAUAUGGACCCACGCGACCUAAUGAACGUAAAAGUGAUAGUCAAUCGGAAGGUUCUCAGAGCGAUAGCGAUAGCGAAUCGUCUUCCGACGACUCAAGUUCGUCCUCCAGUGAGGGUACGCAAGAUACAGAAGGAUCUCAAUCGACCAUGGAUGAAGUGGACAUGGAAAUCUCGAAUUCAAAGGAUGAUGCAAAGUUAAAAUGCAAAAUGUGUCUGAAAGUCCUAAAUAAACAUAAUAAAAAUGAAAUAUUAAUCCAAUGUGGUACUUGCAAUGGAAACGUUCAUCCAUCCUGUAUAGAUUUAACAUUGGAUAUGGUACCACACAUCCAAUCGUAUGCAUGGCAAUGCACCGAUUGUAAAACGUGUGCGCAAUGUCACGAUCCUGCAGACGAAGAUAAAAUGCUCUUUUGUGAUAUGUGCGAUCGUGGGUACCAUAUCUAUUGUGUUGGUUUACGACGAGUACCACAAGGAAGAUGGCAUUGUCAGGAAUGUGCCGUUUGCGCGAAUUGCGGUUCGAGGGAGCCCGGUGGUGCUAAUUCAGAUCGAAACAGCGUCGCGCAAUGGCAGCACGAAUAUAAAAAGGGCGAGAAAAAUACUCGAGUAUACGUCUCGACACUCUGUGUACCAUGUUCGAAGCUAUGGCGAAAGGGUCGCUAUUGCCCGCACUGCAGUCGCUGUCAUACCGCCCAAAGGCUCGACCUGGAAACGAAUCUAGUGCAUUGCAGCGCAUGUGACAAGUAUCUGCACUUAGAAUGCGUGGAGACCAAGGGAACAGUGGUUGACAAGAAAAAUUAUUUAUGUGAUUUCUGCACACCGUCGACCAGCCAGAAUGUGGUAAAGCCUUUAAUGUCGAAGGUGCUCAAAACGUGAAUAUGAUAAUUGUAACAUUGUCCAAAAGAAUAUCAAGUUGUAUAAUACUAAUGCCAGUGCAGUGUAUAUUAUAUUAAAGUAAAUAAGUUUUUUAUUGAGUGCGUUUGUGAGCGAUUAACGCGCAAGAUUUUCUUCUGGAGUACUUCAUGACAAACGAAUCAUAUUGUACAUAGUUGCGGAAUAAGUCAUUUAAUUUUUGUGAAUUUUUACGCAUCGUUUACCGCGAGAUAAAUAGUAAAUUGUUUAGUAAGGAAAAGACUGAAUGUUUAGUUUGGAUUAUCAACAUCUCAUCAAAAUUACAAUAUAUAAGAAAUCGCGCACUUUCCUUUGAUUAUAGAUUUUUUGACGAAUUUGGAAUUGAUUUUUAUAUAACAUCAGCUUUUUUGGUUAAACACCCCUUUUGUAAUUCAUUCUUUUGCAUAUAGUUUUGCAUACAUUAAAAAAACAAUUUUACGAAAUAAAAGAUUUAUUUAACGUAAACUAAAAAAUAAAAUGUAGUCAUAUUUAUGUUUCACAAGCUUAAUUUGCGAAAAAAAA